Lactuca saligna is the source of this 171-nucleotide messenger RNA. NCBI's taxonomy places the organism in Eukaryota, Viridiplantae, Streptophyta, Magnoliopsida, Asterales, Asteraceae. The record is from the annotation of a GenBank genome assembly.
GUUGAUGAAGGUAUACUUGUCCAAUACCCUAAUCAAAUCUAUGAAUCAAUGUGUUACUCUGUUCUUGUAAAAGGAGCAAAAAGAGCACCACUAGUUGUGUGUGUUACCGCCUGUGAACUCCAUGGCGGCAACCGCCUUGCCGCCUUACCCACCGCCUUUGCCCUUGAAAUG